Sclerotinia sclerotiorum 1980 UF-70 is the source of this 1188-nucleotide messenger RNA. RefSeq lists its product as hypothetical. Lineage: Eukaryota; Fungi; Ascomycota; Leotiomycetes; Helotiales; Sclerotiniaceae. The record is from RefSeq and is a predicted model, not a curated record. The transcript has 2 exons. The coding region runs from base 1 to 1188 and encodes 395 amino acids.
AUGGCACCUAAAUCUACUACCUUGACCACAAAGGUCGAGAGUGGUUCCCCAUAUCAACUUGAUCAUGAUCAGGUAUUGAAAGCAUCUACUGCACUCAUCAAACAUAUCUCUAGCACCAAGGCUGAAAAAGCCAAAAAAGCAGGCGCUCAAAACCUCCUCGCCGAAAAUGACGACGACGAUGCAGAAUCCACCCCAGUUUGGUUAACACUCACGACUAAAAAGCACAUCACCGACAAAACUAAGCUCAAGCCUGUUAAAGUGACUGUUCCCCAUUCCCUUAACACCUCCAGCACCACUUCCAUCUGUCUGAUCGUUGCCGACCCUCAACGAACCUACAAAGAUAUCGUUGCCUCCGCCGCCUUCCCCGCCGAACUCUCCAAGCGCAUCACCAAGGUUGUCGGUGUCGACAAACUCAAGAAGAAAUACAAGCAAUAUGAAGCGCAACGCAAACUAUUCGCCGAACAUGAUAUUUUCGUUGCAGAUGAUAGAAUUAUCACUCUGUUGCCCAAAUUAUUAGGCAAAAAUUUCUACAAAUCGACUACCAAGCGUCCUAUUCCCGUUUCUAUCCAAGCUGAAGCUCCUAAAUCCGAGGGCAAGAGAAUCGCAAGGGCUAAGGGGGAGGAUGCACCAAAGUCGGCUGAGCCAAAGAAGAUUGCGGCGGAGAUUGAAAAGGCUAUUUCGAGUGCAUUGCUCACGUUGAGUAGCUCGACAAAUAGUGCGAUUAGAAUUGGUUAUGCAAGUUGGGAUGCGGCAAAAUUGGCCGAGAAUUUGGAGGUAGUGGCUAAUACUGUGAUUGAGAAGUAUGUUCCUAAGAAAUGGAGAGGAGUUCGAGCAAUCCAUGUCAAAGGACCGGAGACCAUGGCGCUUCCUAUCUGGCUGGCCGAUGAAUUGUGGGUUGAGGAUGAAGAUGUUUUGGAUGAGAGUGUAGUUCGUGAAAUUGAGGAGAGAGUCGCAGAGAAGAAGAAUAAGAAGAGGAAGAGCAGGGGCAUUGAGGGAAGCGAGGUUGAAGAAAAGGGAGGAGAGGAGAAGAAGCAAAAGUUGUUGGAGAGUAACGACGAUAAAUUGGAUAAGGAGAUUGCAUUGAGGAAGGAAAUGUUGAAGAAACAAAAGGAGGAUGCGGCGAAGGAGUUGGAUGCUAUUCCCGUGGUGGUUAAGAAGACCAAGAAGACCAAGAAGGUUGUUGCUUAA